AUGUCCACUCUCGCCCCGGCACCGAACGUGCCGAAUCCCCGGAAUGCCGGCCGGAAAAAGAGCAACCCGGUUUGGGAAUUCUUCACCGACCUUCGAGUACAUGGAUUGGCCGGUGUUCGAUGCCGUUUUUGCCAUUGGGUGACCAAUGAUCGGAGCCCGACCACGAUGAAAUUUCAUUUAAAGCGGAAGCACGAUACUGGGCCAGGAGGUUUGUGGGCGUUGUGCGAGGAGAAGAUCAACCAACAAACACCUCCGAAUUAUGCUCCAAGGAAGAGGCCGGAACCAGUUAGGCCGCUCCAGCCGCCAAGUGCCGAGUCGAUCUUCGGGACGUCACUUUCGCUGAAUCAAUUUUUGUGGAAACACCUCGACCCAGCCACCCUUUUUCAACAAGCCCCGCCCCCGACGGCUACUGUAAAUAUUGGAGUAUCCGCCAGCCAAGACGACUUCCUCCAGACGCUCCUCCAGCAAGCCCAAAACCUAGCCGCCUCGUCGAGCCCACCAGAGCUCCGGGACCCCGUAAAAUCGGAAGAUGUCGAAAAUAUGAACAUUAUCGAAGGACUGUUGCUGCCCAGGAUAGAGUCCUGCAAGCACUCCGACCACUCCUCUGAUGCCUCUUACCCUACGAAUUUGGCGUCGCCCGAUUUUAGCCUUGCCGACGGCGCCUCCAUCGCCGGCCUACUGCAAAUCGCCACUGAGUCCGACCUGACCUUCACCUUUAAUGCGAGGAGGAGCGGCGAGUACUGCUUUGAGAGCAAUAAGAAGAGCAAAGAUGGCAGCCAGGACAAAAUGGUCGUCUUCUCCGAUCACGGGCCAGAGAUUCGGGUAGAACAGAAAGUGGAUGGGAAAGAGCUAUCCGUGGAAAUGUGGCGCAAGAGCGACUGGACCCAAUUUUGCUGGGCCGUCCGCGGGACGUGUCUCCAUUUUUUGAAGAGCUAC
This is a messenger RNA of Mesorhabditis spiculigera, 936 nucleotides long. NCBI's taxonomy places the organism in Eukaryota, Metazoa, Nematoda, Chromadorea, Rhabditida, Rhabditidae. The record is from the annotation of a GenBank genome assembly.